This is a messenger RNA of Octopus sinensis (East Asian common octopus), 1845 nucleotides long. RefSeq names its product cholecystokinin receptor type A-like. The record is from RefSeq and is a predicted model, not a curated record. Bases 533 to 1624 code for a protein of 363 amino acids. The transcript is spliced from 2 exons. Gene Ontology annotation, molecular function: G protein-coupled peptide receptor activity. Lineage: Eukaryota; Metazoa; Mollusca; Cephalopoda; Octopoda; Octopodidae. Gene Ontology annotation, biological process: neuropeptide signaling pathway. Gene Ontology annotation, cellular component: membrane.
GUUUUAUUAUCAAGGACAUUAUUAUAACGUCACAAUGGCGUCACAUCCGGAUUUCAAAUAAUUCGAUAAAUGCUUUAACUUCUUGCAGAAGUUUUAGUCCAAGAAUGGAACAUAUUUCUUAUUAUACUAAUAGAAAUCCAACGAUUAUAUGUUGCCUCAGAAUAGUAAAUAGAUAUUUCAUUACACAGUUAGAAUAUCUUCUAAUCAUAAAAUCAAAGCAACUUGCAGGGAUUUAAAUUUUAACGACACCAUUUACAAAUAUCUACAUUUUCACAUUUAUAAAUAAUAUUCCAAACAUUUUCUCUUUUAGCCAUAUUAAUCAAUCUACAUCAGUUUAAUAUGUUGCCUUUAAGUGGAAUAUUCUAAAUUUUUGGAACUACAAUAUUUAUAUAUCAGUAUCUUUUACAAAUCCUGAAAAUUUUAUCAUACUCUAUGAGAACUCAAAGGUUUUCUUCAAAAUUUUCAAAGCACAUUUCAUGGAAAAAGCCGUAAGGAAGACGUGGAUAUAUCUUUGACAUAUUGACAUCGAUACAUGGACCAGGAAAGUAGAGAUAGAACUUUAUUUAACUUAAAUAAUGAGCAAUUAGUUGUAAAUAUACCUGUGAUAUUUUACGUUUCAGUAUGUUUGACAUUAGGUACUCUCGGAAACGGCGCUGUAGUUUAUAUAUUUUAUCGAAAAAUGAGGAGAACGGCAACAAAUCUUUUUGUGGCAGCUCUUGGCAUAUGUGAUUUACUAUGCUGUACAAUGUAUAUGCCUUUUGACAUUAUUUCUCUACGUUUCUCGUUGACCUUUUAUAGUGAAUUCCUGUGUCAUUUGGAAAAUUUUAGUUUCGCUAUAGGAACAAUAUUGGCCGCAGGAAUUAUCUUCUGUAUAGCAGUAGAAAGAUAUUUGCGAGUGUGCCAACCUUUUCGGAGACAUAUAUCUCGCCGCCUGGCAAUGAAAAUGGUGCCUUUAAUGUUUAUAAUCUCCUUCUUGUUAUCCAUACCCGCAGUUUGGGUUUUCGGCAAAAGAACGAUAUGGACUGGCGUACGCGGAAUUACUGUAGAAGUUUGUUCGUAUGCUGAGGACAAUAUUCAUGAAAUCUACCCUCUAUAUUAUUAUUGCACAUUGCUAGGUUUGAAUCUCUUUGUUUUUAGCAUUCUCAUGGUACUGUAUUACCGUAUUGCGCUGUGUGUUUGGAGAUAUAAGAGAAGAAGGAUGAAAGAAUUACAGAAAAUAAAUGAACGUACAAGAGAACCUUCAGAAGAAGAAGAACCCAACGAGAUGGAGGAAAGGGUUACUGUGCCGCACGUUACAAUGAAACCAUAUAAGAUUGAUCAACUUAACGAAGCAUUUAAAGAAAAAGAAAAGUUAAUUAAAAAAACAAAUAUAGUAUUUUUUAUCGUUUCAUUAGUCUGGAUUGUCAGCUAUUUGCCUCAUUAUAUUGCAACCCUGUGGACAAUCGUUCAUAGACGUGGAGUUUAUACAAAAAGCAAAAGUUAUGUUCCAUACGAACUAGCAAUUCGUUCAUACUUCAUGAGCUGCGUUGCCAACCCAUUCAUUUAUGGACUUUUAAAUAUCCGCUUUCGGAGAGAAUUAUGUAAAAUAUUUGAGAAAAUCUUUCGCCGAGAGAGUUUGUACUGAUCUCAACGAGAACACCAAAAUUAAAAACGGAUUCCAUGGAAAUUGAUGCGAACAGAAGAAAUGUCAAAAAUGUCUGCCAACAUCUUGCAACGGUUGAUUGAUGUACUGGUGGACACCUAUUUAUUUUCCUCCAUUUAUCUUUAUGGAAAUUGUUAUGGUGAUCGGGAAUAUUGGAAAUAGUAUUGUUAUAUAUAUAUAUAUAUGUUAUUAUAAAUUCGAGA